This is a messenger RNA of Oryza sativa Japonica Group (Japanese rice), 3135 nucleotides long. Its product is annotated as lecithin-cholesterol acyltransferase-like 4. Lineage: Eukaryota; Viridiplantae; Streptophyta; Magnoliopsida; Poales; Poaceae. Gene Ontology annotation, molecular function: glycerophospholipase activity. Gene Ontology annotation, biological process: lipid metabolic process. The record is from RefSeq and is a predicted model, not a curated record.
AUGGCUGCCCUGUCGUCCACGCGACCGAAGAAGCAAGGCAAGCCCUAGCCGCCACUCCCGAUUUGCUUCCCAGCCCUUGCGGCUCCUGCGAUUCGAUUUGGCGGGAAAUUGCUCGCGCUCUCGCUCGCGCCAUCGGUUCUUGAAUCGGAGGGAUUGGGAGCGGGGGGGAAGGUUUCUUGCUUUGCAGCCGAAUCUUGACUGGUCCAGUUUCGUGACUUACCUAGUGCCCAUUCUUCCCGUUUGAGAUUUAGAAGCAAGCUUUGGAUGAAAAGCAUCAUCUUUAGCUUCUUUGAUUUGUUGGGUGAAGGGGGCUCUCAAUUCUUUCGAGCCAUUGCUGCUCAUUCGAGAGCUAUCCUUUCACCGGUUGGAUUGGAGGAGCUAGUCCAUAAAUUUGUAUAGGAAUCUGAGGAAAGGGCGCUCUUUACGGUGCCCAUGGCUGUGCUGGAGGAUUUGAUCAGGGCGAUUGAGCUCUGGCUGCGGAUUGCUAAGGAGCAGGUACCCUUGGUGGAUCCAACCCUUGACCCGGUUCUGCUUGUCCCCGGCAUAGGCGGCUCGAUUCUUGAAGCCGUUGAUGAGGCCGGGAAGAAGGAGAGGGUGUGGGUGCGCAUCCUCGCUGCGGAUCAUGAGUUUCGAGCACAUCUCUGGUCCAAGUUUGAUGCUUCCACUGGGAAAACUGUCUCUGUCGAUGAGAAAACAAAUAUUGUUGUCCCUGAGGAUAGAUAUGGACUAUACGCUAUUGACACUCUGGACCCCGACAUGAUCAUUGGCGAUGAUAGUGUUUGCUACUAUCACGACAUGAUAGUGCAAAUGAUCAAAUGGGGAUACCAAGAGGGGAAAACAUUAUUUGGAUUUGGUUAUGAUUUCCGCCAGAGUAACAGGCUUUCAGAAACACUUGAUAGAUUUUCCAGAAAGUUGGAGUCAGUUUACAUAGCUUCCGGAGAAAAAAAGAUCAAUCUCAUUACUCAUUCAAUGGGAGGAUUGCUUGUCAAAUGCUUCAUGUCCCUCCAUAGUGAUGUCUUCGAGAAAUACAUAAAGAGUUGGAUUGCAAUUGCUGCACCAUUUCAAGGUGCACCUGGGUACAUAACUACUAGUCUGCUGAAUGGUAUGUCUUUUGUCGAAGGAUGGGAGUCAAGAUUCUUUAUUUCCAAGUGGAGUAUGCAGCAAUUGUUGCUCGAAUGCCCAUCAAUUUACGAAUUGUUGGCUAACUCGACCUUCCAAUGGGAAGAUACUCCAUAUCUGCAGAUCUGGAGACAGAAAUUGGAUACUAAUGGCAAGAAAAGUGCCAUGUUAGAGUCAUAUGAGCCAGAUGAAGCAAUAAAAAUGAUUAGAGAAGCUCUUUCCAAGCAUGAGAUCAUUUCUGAUGGUAUGCACAUUCCAUUGCCCCUUGAUAUGGAUAUAUUGAGAUGGGCAAAAGAGACACAGGAUGUUUUGUGCAAUGCAAAGCUUCCAAAAUCAGUGAAGUUCUACAAUAUUUACGGAACUGAUUAUGACACUGCCCAUACCGUUCGCUACGGGAGUGAACACCAUCCAAUUUCAAAUCUCAGUGACCUCUUGUAUACUCAGGGCAACUACAUCUGUGUUGAUGGUGAUGGAUCUGUCCCUGUAGAAUCAGCAAAGGCAGAUGGCCUCGAUGCAGUGGCAAGAGUUGGGGUUGCUGCAGACCACCGAGGAAUCGUCUGUGAUCGUCACGUGUUCCGGAUAAUUCAGCACUGGCUCCAUGCCGGUGAGCCUGACCCAUUCUACGAUCCCCUCAACGACUACGUCAUACUCCCAACAGCCUUCGAGAUCGAGAAGUACCACGAGAAACACGGGGAUAUCACAUCGGUUAGAGAGGACUGGGAGAUCAUCUCCCAUCGCGAUGACGAAAGCAAGAGGCCAGCCGAGCUUCCUCCUAUGUUCAACACGCUAUCGGCGUCCCGCGAGGGUGAAGACGGCUCGCUGGAAGAGGCGCAGGCGACGAUCUUUGUUCAUCCAGAGAGCAAAGGGAGGCAGCAUGUGGAAGUUAGGGCAGUUGGAGUCACCCAUGACGGCUAGUCAAGCCAGUCAUACGAAAACACACGGUUGUCAACUAGCUAGUCUGCACACUCCAAAGCAAAGUGGACAAUGUAAAUAUAAGACGUCCCUAGCUAUGAACUACGUGUAAUUUUGCUGCCUUGUAAAUACCAGAACUGAAAAUAUACUGCCACUGGAUGAUGAUACGAAUAGAAAGGAGAAAGAAAAGGAUGAACUUGAUAUGUUAAAAUUGUAUCAGGUGCUUGAAAUGUUGUUACUGGAAACUGAUCAUCCUGACUCGGUUGAUCAAGCGAUGAGACCUCCGAGUUAUCAUUGUCUUAUGCAUCUUUCUAGUCCUUGUUUAAUUCAUCUUAAGCUUGUUGGCUAUGUCAAAUCUUUGUUUGGGCAUUGCAGUUUCUUGCUGCGCUCGUCAUCUCUUAAGCAAAAAGGUCAAAUUUGUUGCAAAUAGUCUGCAGUACUUCGCCGUUUUUUCCAAUGGACAGGAAUGUGUCCUGAUAUUUGGCAUCCUUGUCCGUGCCGUGCAUUGAUUUUUGAGGUUGCAAUUUUCAUUGACAAACAUACAGUAGAAUUAAUCCAAUCAAUAAAAAUUAGUGUGAUUCAUAAUCAUUAAUCCGAUCAAUAAAAUUUAGGGUGAUUCGUAUAGUACUAAAAUCGAAAUCAUUGAUAAACAGAAGUGUCCCAGAUUACGAUGAAUGAUACAAAAUGGAUCCACUUUUGAAUUUGACAACACAUGAAAUCCAAAUGAUCCAAGAACAGUAACUACAUAAUACUAGAUGCACACAUCUCACCACAUACUUAAAAAAUCUCGAUCAUGACACAGCACAAAUGAUGUGAAAAGACGAUCACAAGCUGCUCUAUAAGUAGAGUAUCACAUCAUCCUUGAUGCCAUCUUCUCAUCAGAAGCACAUGUCGAGCAGGCAGCAGCAGCAGAGAGCAGCACAACUGCAAAAAAAAUCACAUCGACAGAGACAGAAGCUUUAGAGGCAAGAACACUCACAAUUAUCCUGAUAAAAAAUGGAUCGAUGUUUUGAUCUUCUCUUUUGGUGUGUGGUUUCUUUCUUAAUUACCAUCCUUUCAAGAAGCCGUCGCCGCGGCUCUGCGAGUCCUGCGGCGGCGGCGGCG